AUGCGGCAGGUUUGCUGCUCAGCGCUGCCGCCGCCGCCACUGGAGAAGGCUCCGUGCAGCAGCUACAGCGACAGCAGCAGCAACAGCAGCAGCAAGAGGAGCAGCAGCAGCAGCAGCAGCAGCAGCAGCAGCAGCAGCAGCAGCAGCAGCAGCAGCAGCCGCCACAGCAGCAUCUCCCGUCCCGCUGCGCCCCCAGAGCCGCGGCCGCCGCAACAGCCGCAGCCCCGCAGCCCCGCAGCCCGGAGAGCCGCCGCCCGCUCGCGAGCCGCAGCCGCCGGCGGCAUGAGGCGCGACCCGGCCCCCGGCUUCUCCAUGCUGCUCUUCGGUGUGUCGCUUGCCUGCUACUCGCCUAGCCUCAAGUCGGUGCAGGACCAGGCGUACAAGGCACCCGUGGUGGUGGAGGGCAAGGUACAGGGGCUGGCGCCGGCCGGCGGAUCCGGCUCCAACAGCACCCGUGAGCCGCCCGCCUCGGGUCGGGUGGCGCUGGUGAAGGUGCUGGACAAGUGGCCGCUCCGGAGCGGGGGGCUGCAGCGCGAGCAGGUGAUCAGCGUGGGCUCCUGCGCGCCGCUCGAGAGGAACCAGCGCUACAUCUUUUUCCUGGAGCCCACGGAGCAGCCCUUCGUCUUUAAGACGGCGUUUGCCCCCCUCGACACCAACGGCAAAAACCUCAAGAAAGAGGUGGGCAAGAUCCUGUGCACUGACUGCGCCACCCGGCCCAAGCUGAAGAAGAUGAAGAGUCAGACGGGACAGGUGGGGGAGAAACAAUCGCUGAAGUGUGAGGCAGUAGCCGGUAACCCCCUGCCCUCCUACCGCUGGUUCAAGGAUGGCAAGGAGCUCAACCGCAGCCGCGACAUUCGCAUCAAGUACGGCAAUGGCAGAAAGAACUCACGACUACAGUUCAACAAGGUGAAGGUGGAGGACGCAGGGGAGUACGUCUGCGAGGCCGAGAACAUCCUGGGGAAGGACACAGUCAGAGGCCGGCUCUACGUCAACAGCGUGAGCACCACUCUGUCAUCCUGGUCGGGGCACGCCCGGAAGUGCAACGAGACAGCCAAGUCCUAUUGUGUCAACGGCGGCGUCUGCUACUACAUCGAGGGCAUCAACCAGCUCUCCUGCAAAUGUCCAAACGGAUUCUUCGGACAGAGAUGUUUGGAGAAACUGCCUUUGCGAUUGUACAUGCCAGAUCCUAAGCAAAAGCACCUUGGAUUUGAACUAAAGGAAGCCGAGGAGCUGUACCAGAAGAGGGUCCUGACUAUCACUGGCAUCUGCGUGGCUCUGCUUGUUGUGGGCAUCGUCUGCGUGGUCGCCUACUGCAAGACCAAAAAACAGCGGAAGCAGGUGCACAACCACCUCCGGCAGAACAUGUGUCCAGCCCAUCAGAACCGGAGCCUGGCCAAUGGGCCCAGCCACCCCCGGCUGGACCCCGAGGAGAUCCAGAUGGCAGAUUAUAUCUCCAAGAACGUGCCAGCCACAGACCACGUCAUCCGAAGGGAAACCGAGACCACCUUCUCCGGGAGCCACUCCUGUUCUCCGUCUCACCACUGCUCCACAGCCACACCCACUUCCAGCCACAGGCAUGAGAGCCACACAUGGAGCCUGGAACGUUCUGAGAGCCUGACCUCCGACUCGCAGUCGGGCAUCAUGCUGUCAUCAGUGGGUACCAGCAAGUGCAACAGCCCAGCAUGCGUGGAGGCCCGAGCACGGCGGGCAGCAGCCUACAGCCUGGAAGAGCAGCGCAGGGCCACUGUGCCACCUUACCAUGACUCCAUAGACUCCCUGCGUGACUCUCCACACAGCGAGAGGUAUGUGUCGGCCCUGACCACGCCCGCGCGCCUCUCCCCGGUGGACUUCCACUACUCGCUGGCCACGCAGGUGCCCACUUUCGAGAUCACGUCCCCCAACUCGGCGCACGCUGUGUCGCUCCCUCCAGCCGCGCCCUUCAGCUACCGCCUGGCGGAGCAGCAGCCGCUCCUGCGGCACCCGGCGCCCCCCGAGCCCGGGCCCGGCGCCGACAUGCAGCGCAGCUACGACAGCUACUACUACCCCGUGGGGGGGCCCGGGCCGCGGCGCGGCGCCUGCGGCCUGGGCGGUAGCCUGGGCAGCCUGCCCGCCAGCCCCUUCCGCAUCCCCGAGGACGACGAGUACGAGACCACGCAGGAGUGCGCGCCUCCGCCGCCGCCGCGCGCUCGUGGCGCGUCCCGCAGGACGUCGGCGGGGCCCCGGCGCUGGCGCCGUUCGCGCCUCAACGGGCUGGCGGCGCAGCGCGCACGCGCGGCGCGGGACUCGCUGUCACUGAGCAGCGGCUCGGGAGGCGGCUCGGCCUCCGCCUCGGACGAGGACCCGGACGACGCGGACGGGGCGCUGGCGGCCGAGAGCACGCCCUUCCUCGGCCUGCGCGCGGCGCACGACGCGCUGCGCUCGGACUCGCCGCCGCUGUGCGGGGCGGCGGACAGCAGGACUUACUACUCCCUGGAGAGCCACAGCACGCAGGCCAGCAGCAGACACAGCCGCGGGCCCGCGCGGGCCAAGCAGGACUCGGCGCCCCUCUAGGGCCCGCCUCCCUCCCCUGUCUUUAAGGAGAAGGGCGACCACCAACUGGAGAAAGGAGGAAAAAAAAGAAAUAAAAAUAUUUUUAUUUUCUAUAAAAG
Eptesicus fuscus (big brown bat) is the source of this 2648-nucleotide messenger RNA. RefSeq names its product neuregulin 2 (gene NRG2). The record is from RefSeq and is a predicted model, not a curated record. Gene Ontology annotation, molecular function: signaling receptor binding. The coding region runs from base 1 to 2550 and encodes 849 amino acids. The transcript has 11 exons. Gene Ontology annotation, biological process: intracellular signal transduction; animal organ development; nervous system development. NCBI's taxonomy places the organism in Eukaryota, Metazoa, Chordata, Mammalia, Chiroptera, Vespertilionidae.